Ramularia collo-cygni is the source of this 1311-nucleotide messenger RNA. RefSeq names its product probable DUF803 domain membrane protein. Lineage: Eukaryota; Fungi; Ascomycota; Dothideomycetes; Mycosphaerellales; Mycosphaerellaceae. Gene Ontology annotation, cellular component: membrane. Gene Ontology annotation, molecular function: magnesium ion transmembrane transporter activity. The coding region runs from base 1 to 1311 and encodes 436 amino acids. The transcript has 3 exons. Gene Ontology annotation, biological process: magnesium ion transport. The record is from RefSeq and is a predicted model, not a curated record.
AUGAUAGAGGAUAAAUACAUCGGCCUGUCGCUGGCCGUCACCAGCACAAUCGGCAUUGGCGCAUCCUUCGUCAUCACAAAGAAGGGUCUGAAUGCCGCCGCCGAGCGUCACGGAUUCGAGGGCGAUGGCUUCGCCUAUCUGCGGAAUCCCAUCUGGUGGGCGGGUAUCGUGACCAUGGUCAUUGGCGAGAUCUGUAAUUUCUCCGCAUACGCCUUCGCCCCUGCCAUUUUGGUGACACCACUGGGCGCACUGAGCGUGCUGAUUGGAGCGGUGCUGGGAAGUUAUUUCCUGGGGGAAAAGUUGGGCGUGCUGGGACGGGUGGGAUGUGCGAUAUGUCUGAUAGGGAGUGUCGUAAUCGUGCUACAUGCGCCGCCGGACGAGGACCUAAAGAAUAUCGAUGAGCUGCUGGAUCAUGCUUUGAAGCUAGGCUUCCUCACGUACGUCGCGAUUGUGACAAUCUUCGCGCUGGUCAUGAUAUACAAGAUUGCGCCAGUAUAUGGCAAGAAGAACCCGAUGAUCUACAUCAGUAUCUGCUCGACGGUCGGAUCCAUCUCCAUCAUGGCAAUCAAGGGCUUUGGUAUUGCGCUGAAGCUCACGUUGAGUGGCAACAAUCAAUUCUCGCACCCAUCGACCUAUGUCUUUGCCAUUGUCGUCGUUGUCUGCAUUCUCACGCAGAUGAAUUACUUCAACAAGGCUUUGAGCCAAUUCAACACCAACAUUGUAAACCCACUCUACUAUGUGACAUUCACUACCUUCACCCUGGUCGCCUCGUUCAUUCUCUUCAGAGRUUUCAACACCACCGAUCCUAUCAAUACCAUUUCUCUUCUCUGCGGUUUCCUCACGAUUUUUACUGGAGUGUACCUACUCAAUCUCUCCCGAGAAGAUCCUGACGGCCGCAACAUGGGGGCCAAGCCGUCCGACUAUCGCGGAGCAUAUCAAGAAGUGGAUGGAAUCCCCACAGACGGACUCGCCGGUCUUCAAACCCGCUUCUCGAUGCAGUCACGUCGUAGCGGGGACAUGAACCGGAGGAGUACAAGUUGGAGUCAUCGUGAUCCUGCCGAUCAAACGAAUGCAUACGAUCUAGAAGCCAACGCUUUGAAAGAUCUAGCAGAUGAUGAUAGCGAUGAGGAUGACACGAGUGGUUCGAAUUUUAAGCGAACAUCAUUCGACGACAGCAAUGGAAAACGAGUGAGCAUGAAUGCAGGAGGCGGCGAAGGGAGCUCCUCCUUCGGGAAGCCCAGGCGGGCGCAGACUGUCGAGAGCGGAAGAGUUCACGUGGGUGCUAAAAACUUUGAUCGUACGAGGCGAUGA